Molecule: messenger RNA, 4544 nt
Organism: Dermochelys coriacea (leatherback sea turtle)
Lineage: Eukaryota; Metazoa; Chordata; Testudines; Dermochelyidae
Gene: ZBTB37
Product: zinc finger and BTB domain containing 37
Exons: 4
Coding region: 117-1199 (360 amino acids)
Biological process (GO): regulation of transcription by RNA polymerase II
Molecular function (GO): protein binding; DNA-binding transcription factor activity, RNA polymerase II-specific; RNA polymerase II cis-regulatory region sequence-specific DNA binding
Source: RefSeq, a predicted model, not a curated record
GGGGGAGGAAUUUUCUUCCGGGGUGCGGCCCGCUCGGGGGGUUUCGCUUCCGGGACGGUGUUCCGGCCCGUUCCCACCCCCGGGAGCUGGGUUGUACACCUACAACUGGGGCAGCCAUGGAGAAAAGUGGAAACAUUCAGCUGGAGAUCCCUGACUUCAGCAACUCUGUCCUGAGCCACCUCAACCAGCUGCGCAUGCAGGGCCGCCUGUGUGACAUAGUGGUCAAUGUGCAAGGACAGGCUUUCCGUGCUCACAAAGUGGUGCUGGCUGCUAGCUCGCCCUACUUCCGUGACCAUAUGUCAUUGAACGAGAUGAGCACGGUCUCCAUUUCAGUCAUCAAGAACCCUACUGUUUUUGAGCAGCUCCUUUCCUUUUGUUAUACUGGGCGGAUAUGCCUGCAGUUGGCUGACAUCAUCAGUUACCUAACGGCAGCCAGCUUCCUGCAGAUGCAGCACAUUAUAGACAAAUGCACGCAGAUCCUUGAGGGAAUUCACUUCAAAAUUAACGUGGCAGAGGUUGAAGCUGAACCGAGCCAGACUAGGACAAAGCAUCAGGAGAGACCCCCAGAGUCUCACCGGGUUACCCCAAAUCUAAACCACUCUCUCAGCCCACGUCAUAACACUCCAAAAGGGAGUCGUCUAGGCCAGGUCAGCACUGUGCUGGACAUUCGGGAGCUGAGCCCCCCUGAGGAAUCCACCAGCCCUCAGAUAAUUGAGCAGAGUUCAGACGUGGAGAGCAGGGAGCCCAUACUGCGGAUUAACAGAGCAGGACAGUGGUAUGUUGAGACAGGAGUGGCAGACCGUGGGGGACGGAACGACGAUGAUGUUAGGGUGCUUGGAGGAGUGCGCAUUAAAACAGAGAACCUGGAGGAGUGGCUGGGAACGGAGAAUCAGCCAUCGGGAGAAGAUGGGAGCAGCGCUGAGGAGGUCACGACCAUGGUAAUUGACACAACAGGCCACGGAUCGAUGGGCCAGGAGACUUACACAUUAGGGUCAUCAGGAGCCAAAGUGGUUAGGCCAACCAGCAGUGAGAUUGACAGAUUUAGUCCUUCUGGCAGCAUGGUUACUGUAACUGAGCGUUACAGAUCGAAAAGUGAGUCUCCCGGGCGGAUGGAUGAGCCUAAGCAGCCCAAUUCCCAGGGAGGAAUAAAGGGAAAAAGCAACAAGAGGCCACUUCAAAACAAAAGAAAGAAUGAAUGACAUUUUGUUCAAAGCUGACCUAUAGAAACGGCAUACAGGGAUCCUUACUUAUCCGAAAUACUAAAUAAGUUCAAGAAGUCAUUCAUGACUCGACUCAAAUCUCAUGGUCUCCUUUAUUAUCCUAUUUUUUUUUAAAUUUUGUUUUAAUUUUUUUUUUGUUAAAUAUACCUCUGCAGGGCACAAUCACAUACAAUCAAUACGAUUGGUAAAUUACACAAGCUCUAUCCCAAGCAUAUAUGCACCAAUGUUAAAAAGUUAUUUUUAAAAAACCAAAACAAAAAAUAAAUUCCACCCAAAAAGGUGAUAAUGACUGCAGAAUGUCUCGGGGAGACCAGUAUGAGCCUAAGAAACCAAAGAAAACUAGGCUUACAAAUAAAAGUAUUUCUGUAGAGAAAUCCCACAACUGGAAACAGUUAGGUGGCUUCUAAAGUGGGAAUGCAUGUGGUUGUGUGUGUUCUGUCCCUUAACUGUCAUAAUCCUCCCCACCACACACACCUAACACCCACUUCCCCACAGAAUGGAACAAAAUGGGGACAGAGCUCUUCACAUUACUAUCACCGGUUAUCAAAAGCAGAAAAAAAUAAAAUAAACCAAGCUACAGAGUAGCUGAUAAGCUGACCUUCAAGGAAAGCUCCUCUUAGCAAAGAGGCUGCUUACCUGGCAAGCAGAAGCCACAGGGAAGGCAGAAAUUCCUUACACUAGGAAAGCUAAGAGUCUCACAUUAUUGGCUAUUUUGUCCACAUUGCAGCUGCCCACUUAGGAGAAGCUGCAAAGGAAUGGCAUAAAAAUUAUUACCAAUGGAUCGGCUAUGUUGUUUGGGGGGUUAUUUCUCCUCUCCUGACUCGAGCAGUUUUCUGCAUGCAGAGAAAACUUCUGCCACCUCUAAUAAAAGCUAGAAAGGAGCUCACUGCAUAGGUCCAGUUGUGGGAUCUAUCCAGUACACAAUCCGGUUUGGAUGCCAAAGACUUGUGAGUAUUAUCUGCCACAAAUUAACAACAGCUUUAAUGUUACAGAGAAGCAAAUGAUUUUUAGUUUAUACCAUAAACAUCAAAUACACCACAGGAUUUUGUUUUUUAGUUACAGAUACAUAUACAUAUUUCAGUAUAUCUAAUACUUUCUCUUUUCAUGGACUGCAUCUCCCUUUGGUUGUACUUUCCCCAAGACAAAACUUUUUUUUCUAUUUUUAAGUUGAUACUGCUGUGUUUUCCUUUUGGCUAAAAAACUUUCAGAACCAGGAGGAACUGGUGAAACGUACGUAACUCCAGAUCUAUUGGGCAAAAGCGUCCAGGAUCUAGUGGCUGGAGCUCAACACCUGAAUGGAAUAUGUCUGAUUUUCAGAGGGGCUGAGCAUCUGCAGCUCCUGCUGGACUUAGAGGUUAACUCUGUGGAAGCUGCAGGGGCUCACUAGCACUGAAGCUCAGACCACUUAUUCAGGUGGCUAAACUGUCAACGUCCAAGUUGGGACAUUUUGGCCACAGUGUUACAAAGUUCCACCUGCACUGGGAGGCUGUUGGCUGUUGAGGAGGAAGUCCAGUGUACACAGAAGAAGAGCCAAGUUCUUCAUGCACUCCUUCAUUAGAAGAUGUCAAAGAAAGCUCCACUCUCUCUGCUUAUAGUGUUCAGAGUUCCCAUGGCAUGAAACAGCUCUCACCACUUAUUCAAUCAUUUUAAAUGACAUUACAUGCUCCUUUCCCCUCCAAUUAGGGUCUCAUCUACAUCACAACAAUCAACUGCUUCCAAGGAUGACGCAUAAUCAGAGACACAGUUAACACCUGUUUUUUAAUAUGAUGUAGAACCUGUGUCAGGAGACUCUGUUGGAAUAAGGUCCCCAGACCAGUUGACUUGACAUGUAACUGAACUGGCACUUAAGCCUCUUCCCAGUAUCUGCCAUUUUGUCAGAAAGCAAGUAGUUGAUGGUAUCAGUAUUUAAUUUUUAUAUUUCAUAUUAAAGUUACGGUGAGAGAAAAUCAGUUUCAAUGUCAUAUGAACAAUCUUGGCCAUGUACUCACAUACUGCAAAGGACACAAAUGUCACUUCUCAGCACCAAGACUGUGUUUAGAAAGUGGCUCAGAAGUGCUGAUUAAUUUUUAAUAUAAAUUGAGAUUAUAUUUAGCAUGACUGGUCUUUCACCAGGUCAAUGUUUGAAUCACUAUGCUGAACAAGACAGGGGAAGCAUUUUAGUACGUUAAAGGGAUGUAUAAUCUCGUGGACAGUAGCAUCAAUCACUGUCAAUACUGCCAAUAUUUGGAGGUGGGGCAGAAAGUGUACAUGUUUUAGAGACAAGGGGAGGAGAAGAGAAUCAAUAUAAUGGAUGGUUAUGGAGGUGAAGUCAUGCCAGUUAUUCUGCCUGCUCAUUUGUACAAACUACUCUAUGUACUACUUCACAUUCAAACAGCUUUUGCACAGAUUUGUUUUCCCUUUGUUAAACAGAGGCAGCUAGCGGGCAACACUGCUACUCAAUGCUCUCAUUUUUAGCACUGAAUUUCUUGGGCUUUCUUCUUAAAGUUUAAGUCAAUUUUUGACUUAAGAUAGCUUCUUGACAAAGUGCUCCCUCUUCAAAAAGCUGCUCUGAGGAUUGGUACUUAUCACUGACCUGUGGCUGUCAGAAUAUUUUUAAAAGCUCCACACUUUUGUGAAUGGAAACAGCAAGAAGCUGAGGGUUUUCUGAUUACUUUUACUGUUUAGGUAUUCCCCUCUGAAUUUCAAAAGCAUAAAUUGGCAAGAGAUUUCAGUGAGCCCAUUGAAAGUAGUAAAACAAACAAAAAACCCCCAGCUUUACUGUAUAUCAAACUCAAAAGCCCAAUUCUACUUCUUUGCAGUUCAGUGAGUUUGUCACAGAUAUUAAAUGCUUAUUAUCAGGAGGCAACCAUGUCCUUGCAUGAAGUAUUUGUACUGUAUUUGAUUUAAAGCAAUGGUACAGCUUGACAGGAGUCAUGUCAGUCUCACUGGACUUCCUUAGAAGUCAGCAAAGAUUCACAUUUGCAGCAAACUAGUUUUGAGAAAUUUUAAUUUUAAAUCAGCAAAAUCCAACAGGAAUAAGGAAUAAUUUUUAUAAACAUGGCUUUUUAAACUAUGUAAACUUCUAAGUGCCUUCUCUGCUACCUGUAAAUUAGCUGAGAGUGUGCAUGGGAGUGGAUGAAAGAACAAGUAUGAAAGUUAGACUCCAAAAUAUAUUAGGUGCUUAAACACACCAUUUUCAAAUUGUGUAACUAGAUGAACUGAAGCCACCAUUUAACAUAUGUUUAAGGCUUGACAAUCAUUAACUGUGCAAACUGCUACCAGGAGAAUACAGUCAACUCACAAAAUUCUACAAAGAUUGACUACCAAAAUGGCUAUCCUGGGGGG